Acanthosepion pharaonis is the source of this 672-nucleotide messenger RNA. The record is from the annotation of a GenBank genome assembly. NCBI's taxonomy places the organism in Eukaryota, Metazoa, Mollusca, Cephalopoda, Sepiida, Sepiidae.
AUGUGUUUAUUCCCCUCUCUUCGUCUUGCUAUAUCUACUUUUUCCCUCUAUUUGAUUCUUUGCCUUACUCACAUUUCUUGCGCACACUGUAACCCACUCUUUUUAUAUAACCUUCCUUUCUUUAUUUCUUUUCGUUUCUGUCUUCGUUUUUUGUACCCUCUCUCCCUCCUCUAUUGCAUUAUUCUAUCUUUCUCAACUUCACAUCAAAUUCACAUCUCUCACCCUUCCUUCCUCCCUUCCUCCCUUUCUCUCUCUCUCUCUCUCUCUCUCUCUCUCUCUCUCUCUCUCUCUCUCUCUAGCAUUUUACUUUAUUCCCUUUUCUCUUCCUCUGUCUUCGUCUUCUUUUUUCUUUCCAACUAUUUUGUUCUUUGUCUAGCUCUAUUUUCUGUUUCUUUAUAUUUGACCUUAUCUUCAAUGUCUUCCCCCACUUUCUCUCUCUCACUCUCUCUCUCUCUCUCUCACUCUCUCUCUCUCUCUCUCUCUUCCUCUUUCUCACACGUACGCGCAUUCUCUUUCUCUGUCUGUCUCGCUCUCUUUCUCUCUUUAUAUCCAUCUGAUGGAAGCUAUGAUCGUAAGCUGUUAAAGUCGAUUGGUAGCCUGGUUCACUUAUUCGACAGUGGUACUGCUCGUGUUAGUUUGUUAGACAGUAUCCUUCCACGGUGUUGCUGCUGA